This is a messenger RNA of Vicia villosa (hairy vetch), 2315 nucleotides long. Its product is annotated as F-box/kelch-repeat protein At3g23880-like. The record is from RefSeq and is a predicted model, not a curated record. Gene Ontology annotation, molecular function: protein binding. Lineage: Eukaryota; Viridiplantae; Streptophyta; Magnoliopsida; Fabales; Fabaceae. The transcript is spliced from 2 exons. Bases 64 to 1272 code for a protein of 402 amino acids.
CAGUACAACUAUCCAAUUCUCAAUCCAUCAAGUCUCUGACUCCGUCAAUUCCCUCACGCGAAAAUGGAUCUCCCUCCCUCUCAAACGCGUCGUCCGCCCAGCUCGCCAUCGUCGCCACCAACCCUCCCCGACGAACUCAUGGCGGAAGUUCUCUCCCUCCUUCCCGUCAAAUCUCUCAUUCAAAUGAAAUGCGUGAGUAAGUUCUUCAACGCCCUCAUUUCCGAUCCCACCUUUAUCAAAAUGCAUCUCCGUCGAUCCGCUCGAAACCCUCAACUCACACUCGUCUCUGGAAAUUCCGUAGCAGAUUUCCGUUUCGUCACUCUCCCUAUCAACAGUUUUCUCGACAAUCCUCUUAUCACCAUUCCGGAGAAGCCUUUCCAUCCAUUGUUGGAUACUGUUCAUUACUGGUUGGUUGGUUCUUGUAACGGAUUGCUCUGCUUUGCUCAUUAUGAUAGUUUCACUGGUAGCUAUAGAGAUUGCUGGCUCAAUUUCUAUAAUCCAGCUACAAAUACUUUAUCUAAGAAAUUAGGCCAUUUUAAGGAUUAUUGCAAGAAUCGUUAUUUCUUCUCUAGAUAUGCAUUUGGUUAUGAUAGUUUAACUGAUAAUUAUAAAGUUGUCGCUUUACGAGUGAUUGGUGGUGACACUGAAACUGAAACUCAAUUGAGAACAGAGGUGAGAGUUUUUAGUGUGGCUGAUAAUGUUUGGAGAGAUAUUCAAGAUUUUCCUGUUGGUCCUCUCCGGUUAACUCUUCCGAGUGAGAAUCAUGGUGUUUAUUUGAAUGGCAAUCUUAAUUGGCUGGCGCUACGGAAUUGUUACUCCGCGGAUAGGUUUUAUCAUAGUAAUGAUAUUACUCUUGAUCAAUUUGUUAUCAUUUCGCUUGAUCUGGGUGCUGAGAGACACGUGGAGUUAAUGCCUCCGCAGGGUUUGGAGGAAGUGCCGCUUAUUGAGCCGACUAUUUCUGUGUUGAUGGACUCUCUUUGUUUUUGUAAUGAUUUCAAACAAACUUGUUUGAUUAUAUGGCAGAUGAAGGUGUUUGGGGUUGGAGAGUCUUGGACUCAACUCUAUAGAAUUAAUUAUCAAAAUCUUCAACACAUUGGAUGUUGGUUGCCGUUGCACAUUUCUCAGGAUAAGAAUACUUUGGUAUUGGCAAACAAGCGAGACUUGCUAGCUAUUAUCUAUGAUUGGGCAAAUAACAGAGUAGAGAUAGUUACCAAUAAACCACGAUGGGCCUUUUGCAAGGAUUAUGUUGAAAGUUUGGUUUUUAUUCGUUGAAAAUCGACAACCCCAAAUUCAAGCACAUCUGGUGCUAUUGAUAGAACGUGGUGGAGUGCUUGCAAGAAAAAGGAUGAGGCUUAAUGGAACUAUGGAUAAUUUCAUCUAUUACAAUACUCAUUUUAUUGAACACAUUAUGGCCUUCUGAUGUUGAACUUUAGGUUUCUUCGGAAACAUAUGCAGUGUAGUAACUUUCUGCUUUAUAAUUUGCUGGUUUUUGAUAAAACAAUUUUACAUGUUCUGAGAGACUGUAACAUAAGCAGACAGGUAUGGUUGAGGAUAGUUGACAAAAAUCACUGGGCUAUUUUCUUUAGACUGCAAUUUCAAGAGUAGAUGGAUUUCAACAUGACAUCAGCAAUAACAAGAGUGGUAAUUGAAAAUUUGUAAGGCUUUAUGGGCUACAACUUGUCACUCGCUUGGUAUAGGAGGAACCAAAGAAUGUAUGUGGAUGAUUAUGUCUUGCCACAUAACUUAGCAAUAGAUAUUGAGGAUAAGGAGCAGUAUUACUUUAGGAGCUUAGAGCUGAACAACAAGAUUGCAGCAAGGAACAAGGAGGUGAAGCAAGUUCAUUGGAGUCCUGCUAGUGGUGACUGGACAACUUUCAAAACGGAUGGCUCGGUAAAUUAUGCUGGCUUGGCAAGCUGUGGAGGCUUAAUGAGGAGGAGUGAUGGCACUUGGAUUCAGGGAUUCCCUAAGAUGCCUGGUAAUUUUCCUUCUGUAGUAGCUGAUCUAUGGGGAAUCUUUGAAGGCAUUAGAAUGGUCCAGAGCAAGGGAAUCACGAAGGUGGAAAUGCAAACUAAUUCAUAGGAGAUCUGUAAUGCCUUAGUUCAAGAGAAUUUUCAGUUGUUUGGAUACUGUGUGAAAUAAUUUGUUAGAGGAUUUAGGACUUGGCCAUGUCCAUAUGUUUUUCUGCAUUAUUUACUGGUGCUUUAAAUUGUAUGGGGGUUGCGCUAACUGGAUGUUUUUUAGAAGCCCUUUGAAUUAAUGGUAUUGAUGUAACUAUGAAUUAGGAUCCACAAGCAUAAUACAACUCGUACACAAUA